ACGGAACUAGCCCGCCAGCAGGCAGCUACAAACCCACACACACCCGACCCGUAUCUCUGUCUCUCUUCUCCUUCUUCCUUCAACCUUGUUCUGCUGAAUCUCCAGAGAGGGGAAAGCUUUUGCCUUCUUCUCGUCCUCCCAAGAUUCAAGAUCCACUUUUUUCUCGGAAACCAAUCGCGAGCCAACCAAAACAAUCACCGGAAAAGGGACAAAUUCCCUUUUCAAUUCUCUAAUUCUCCUCGAGGAGCUCCUCCUCGCCUCUCGAAUACGUUUUGAGGUCUUUGUAACCUUUUCUUUUGUCGGAGAAGAUGGUUGCCUUUGGGAAAAAGCUAAAGGAAAGGCAAAUUCAAGAAUGGCAAGGAUACUAUAUCAACUACAAAUUGAUGAAAAAGAGAGUGAAACAAUAUGGCCACCAAAUUGAAGUUGGAACACUAGAUCGGCGCCAUGUUCUCAAGGACUUCUCGAGAAUGCUUGAUUGUCAGAUUGAAAAGAUAGUCCUGUUUCUGUUGGAGCAACAAGGGCUACUUGCAGGAAGGAUAGCCAAGCUUAACGAAGAUCAGGAUGCUCUACAACAAGAGCCAGAUAUAGCGAAGCUAUCCCAGUUGCGGGAAAAUUAUAGGGAUGUCGGGAGGGACCUUUUGAAGCUUCUUUUCUUUGUUGAAAUAAAUGCUGUGGGCCUGCGUAAGAUCCUGAAGAAGUUUGAUAAACGUUUCGGUUAUCGAUUCACCGAUUACUAUGUGAAGACUCGAGCUAAUCAUCCUUAUUCCCAGCUUCAGCAAGUGUUCAAGCAUGUGGGUCUUGGGGCAGUUGUUGGAGCCAUAUCCCGCAAUCUUCAUGAACUUCAGGAGCAUCAAGGAAGUUUCUUAUCCAUUUAUGAUCAAUCUGUGCUUCCGCUUGAGGACUCUGUUGUUGAUGCAAUGAAAGCGGCAGUUGACCGGUUAAGCCACUCAACCAACUUCUUGAACUUCUUGGCACAACAUGCACUUAUUAUGCAAGAGGAGCUUCCAACUCCCAUUGAGGAGAGCAUUGAUGAUAAGAGAUACCAUUUUAUGUCUCUUAUCCUGAAUCUGGCAAACACAUUCCUUUAUAUGAUAAACACCUAUAUUAUAGUACCCACAGCAGAUGACUACUCCAUGAGCCUUGGUGCACCGGCAACAGUUUGUGGUAUUGUGAUUGGAUCAAUGGCUGUUGCUCAAGUCUUCUCUUCAGUAUACUUCAGUGCAUGGUCCAAUAGAUCAUACUUCAGGCCUCUUGUGUUCAGCAGCAUCGCUCUUCUGAUCGGAAAUGUCAUGUAUGCAAUGGCUUAUGAUUUCAAGUCAAUCACAAUACUUCUGUUAGGCCGGCUUUUCUGUGGGUUGGGUUCUGCUAGAGCUGUGAACCGGCGUUAUAUCAGUGAUUGUGUUCCACUUAAGCUACGUAUGCAAGCUUCAGCAGGUUUUGUUAGUGCAAGUGCUCUCGGGAUGGCCUGUGGCCCGGCUCUUGCUGGCUUACUUCAAACGGAGUUUAAAAUUUACAAGUUCACAUUCAAUCAGAACACUUUACCAGGCUGGGUUAUGGCUGUGGGUUGGUUCUUUUAUAUGAUAUGGCUGUGCAUCUCAUUUAGAGAGCCUUUUCGCCCGACACAAGAUACCAAUGUAGCUCCACAAACCAGUGAUGGUAAACUUCUCCCCAUUCCAUGUAUUGCAUACAUAAUUUCAGUUGCUCAAUCACCCGAAUACUCGCUCUUCGAUAAUAAUUUUGGUCUCGUGUUGAAAGCAGAACCAACGAGAAAUGAUGCUCUUGAGAAAGGUCUUCAGCAGCCAUUGCUACCAAGUACAGAAGCCAAUCAAGAUGAUGAAGAUUGUGGGAGUGAUGAUGAAUCUGAGGGAUCCAGAGGACCAGCUAACUCACUUCGCUCUGCUUAUAGGCUAUUGACACCUUCUGUAAAGGUUCAGUUGUUAAUAUAUUUCAUGCUCAAGUACGCCAUGGAGAUUUUAUUAUCAGAGUCUAGUGUCGUCACAACGUACUACUUCGGUUGGUCUACUAGCUCAGUGGCAAUAUUUCUCGCCUGCUUAGGCCUCACUGUCCUUCCAGUGAAUAUCAUUGUUGGAAGCUAUAUCAGUAACAUGUUUGAAGAUAGGCAAAUCUUACUAGCAUCAGAAAUCAUGGUCUGUGUAGGCAUACUCCUAAGCUUCCACAUCUUAGUUCCAUACACCGUGCCACAAUACGUGUGCUCAGGACUCAUUAUGUUUGUCUCGGCCGAAGUACUAGAAGGCGUCAACUUAUCGUUGCUCUCGCGAGUCAUGUCAUCGAGGCUCUCACAGGGAACAUACAACGGUGGACUACUCUCGACGGAGGCAGGUACCUUAGCUCGUGUGGUGGCAGAUGUAACAAUCACAAUGGCGGGGUACUUGGGGCAGAAAACGCUGUUGAAUGUGACUCUUCUACCUUCCCUUGUCAUUUGCAUAACCUCCAUCCUCGCCACAUGCUUCACCUACAACUCGCUAUAUUGAUUCUGUAGACUUAUAUCUAUCACAUUAGUAAAGCGAAGCAGCCAAAUUUUGGCGUUUCUUCGCUUAUAGCUAUGUGAUUAGGUAGUCUUCUUCUCCUUCUUAUUCUUCUGUGUCGGAUCAGUUCUCCUGUAUAUUUGGUAGAAACCCAGCUCCAUUAAAUUCUCCAUUGUUCUUAAUAAAAAUGUAGACGCACACCACACCAACCUAGCUAGCCUAGCAGCAUGUCCAUUAAAGCGUCUGAGAACUGAGCCAGCUGCUUGCUGCCUCUAGCAUAAGUAGAUGGAUUUAUUUACUGUGAAUUUGUUUUCUUCAGAAUUCCUCAACAAUCAUAUCCUUGCCCUUGGC
This is a messenger RNA of Linum tenue, 2837 nucleotides long. Lineage: Eukaryota; Viridiplantae; Streptophyta; Magnoliopsida; Malpighiales; Linaceae. The record is from the annotation of a GenBank genome assembly.